AUGUCUCAGGCUUCGUUGCCAGUCGAGAUAUGGAUUCGCAUCCUUUGCAAUCUUCCUUGUAAUACUCUCCUUGGACUGAAGCAAGUCUCAAAGACGUUCUACCAUCUGAUCGAAACGGAUCCUCGUGUGCAGUACGCUCUCCAGCUUGACAUGGCUGGGUGCGAGGACGUAGGAUCGAGUGGGAAACCGAUUCAGGACAGAUUAAAUUACCUGAAGAGCAUCGAAACUAGCUUCAAGACUGGUUCGCUCUUGACCAAAGCCUGGAUUCCAAUCAAUGGCGGUACGCGUGCAUAUGAGCUACAAGGUGGAGUAUAUGCUCAGGAAAGGCACUGCGAAGAUGGCAACUCCCAGAAGUCAGGCAUCAACGUAUGCCGACUUCCAUCUCUUUUGCACCCAGGCGCAUCGUGGUCACUUCCGGACUUUGAAUAUUGGUUGACGGAUUUUACUUUGAACCCUCACGAUGAUCUUCUUGUCACAGUUGAGAAAUCACGGUCCUCGUUUGAUCGGCCAUGGAUCAUCCUGCGUUUUCUCUCUCUGACUGAUGGAUACCGUCAUCAGCAAUCCUAUGGACCGGUUCGGAUACAGUCAGAUCAUUGCGACAGUCGCCAACAUUUUAUCAUCCACAUUAUGGGUGACUUCGUGGGCCUCCUCACACUCAAAUGGCACUUUUUCAUCGUCAACUGGAAGACCGGCACUUUUCAUACUCGCUCUGAUCAUGAUCCCAAGGAUCCAAUACACGAUUUCUUCUUCCUUGACAAUACGCGUUUCGUCCUGGUCCGCGGACAGAGAGAGCCACCCGAGUUUGAAAUCUACAGUUUUCAUCAUUCCGGAGAUGAUAGAUCUCAGCCUACACUCCUUGCAGUAUACCAUCUACCAAGAACGGUGGAACCGGUGCAGAAUAUCACCUGCCGCAUCGACCCGCCAUCAUUCUUGCCUAGAAGUCCCGGUGGCGGAUCUCAGACCAAGUUUGGUCAUCUCCCCUUUUAUCCCCGCCUCGAGGAUCGAGCAAUUGUCGUUUGUAUCGACGUGAACAUGCACGGCUCAUCCAUGAGCUACACUCUGGUCACCCGUGCUAGUUCACUCUUCAAGGUCCGUAAUGGUGUGAAGAGUGAGGCGCGGGGUUCCAAUGGCGAAGAGAUACCUGUAGUCGGGGGGAAACUUUGGAUGAAAGAGACAUUCUUCAUUCACGGAGGCUUAGCAAAUAACUAUUCGUGUCACGUCUAUGGCUCCCGCUUCCUGCUUCUUCAUUCAACCCAGCUUGAUGAGAAUGAAGCCAGUCCAGGUGGCAAUGACACCAGGAUAUAUGACUAUGCACUUACUAUUGCAGAUGUCAAUCCUGUCAUGGUAGCAUGGGUACGCUCGAGAUUGGCAUCGAGGGGAGAUCCUGUCCUGGCACCACCUUUUGACGAGGACGAGAUCAGACAACGAAUGCAACAGGACCAAUAUCGGGUCAUCAAUUCAAAUCCAGUCAAAACUAGAUGUUGCGUUGAAGAGGGUUGGACUGGUGAACUCUCUAUCGCGCUCACGACGUUGUCCUUGCCCAGGGAAAGUGUCGUCGGUAUGAUAGACGGCGAACGCGUACUCACAAUACGAAAGGAUGCCGAUUGGCGGGAGAGAGGCCGCACGGGCGCACUUCAUAUCCAUACUCACGAGCUGAAUCGUACACCUACAAUUGGGUAG
Serendipita indica DSM 11827 is the source of this 1680-nucleotide messenger RNA. The record is from the annotation of a GenBank genome assembly. Lineage: Eukaryota; Fungi; Basidiomycota; Agaricomycetes; Sebacinales; Serendipitaceae.